Messenger RNA from Eurytemora carolleeae, 6686 nucleotides. RefSeq names its product acetylcholine receptor subunit alpha-like. The coding region runs from base 1341 to 3515 and encodes 724 amino acids. Gene Ontology annotation, cellular component: neuron projection; postsynaptic membrane; synapse. The record is from RefSeq and is a predicted model, not a curated record. The transcript is spliced from 12 exons. Gene Ontology annotation, molecular function: transmembrane signaling receptor activity; acetylcholine-gated monoatomic cation-selective channel activity. Gene Ontology annotation, biological process: chemical synaptic transmission; regulation of membrane potential; nervous system process. NCBI's taxonomy places the organism in Eukaryota, Metazoa, Arthropoda, Copepoda, Calanoida, Temoridae.
AGGGGGAUAGAAAACAAAUUUAGAAGUUUAACAAGAAACAUGAGAGGAGAAAUGUAAAAAAAAAUUGGACGAUGGGAAAUAGACAGAAUAAGCAUAAAGAAAAAAAUUAAACCACAAGACUGGAGAAUAGAAAAGAAUAAAAAAAUUAUUAAAGUUUUGAAAAUAAUAAAAAUUAAGCUAGAUAAAGCAUGAAAAAAAUAAUGGUAUUUAAAUUUCUAAAGUUGUUACUAGUCUUGAGCCAACCCCCGGAACUAAUUCAUUCUCGAAAGUAAAUUUAAUAAUUAUUUACGACUACUUUACAAGAUAGUAAAGGGAAUUUUUACUUUUCCAAGGGUUCCCAAGCACAAUUUUGCCUACAAAACAUCCAGAGCAUAACGAAACAUGUUUCUUAAGCGAAAUUGGUCGAGUGAACCCGUGGUUAAGUAAAAUUUGUAAUUAUCCAAAAAAGGUAGUUGUACACAAAAAUUUUUUGAAAAAAACUGAAGAAAAAAAUUUCCCCCGGCCACCCAUGAGUGUUCACAAAAAAAUUUCAUCCCAUUCGGUCCAGCCAUUUGGCCGGCUAUACGCAACAUAUAGAUAAUUUAAGAAUUCCCAUUUCUUUCCUAUAUUCUAAUUAAACCUACUUAGACAAGAAAUAUGAUCAUAUUUUGCUUUAAAUAAAGAUUAAAUUUCUCCUGACUUUUCCCUUAACUUUCUCUGACUUUUCUUGUAAAAACAAAGAUAAAACGUGUUUAAAGCUGCGACAGAGACAAGAAUACUGUAAAAACAUUCACUUUUUAUUCUUGAAAAAUUGUGAGCCAAUUCAAUCCUAUUCUUACCAAUAUUUGAUCAUUUUAUGUAUACUUUGCGCGCAAGGACUUUUUAUUGCAUGGUACAACAUUAUUGAACACAAACAAAGCAUAAUAAAAGAUGCUAAAUUAAAAACUUUAGUAAGUUUCGGCAUUUAAGCUAGGAAAUAUGAUAUGGGAGUGGGACACCCAGUAUAAUAUUGUAUUAUUGCGUAUAUUAGUACACUGUAGUGUACAGUUGGUUUCGUAUUGAGCGAGUGAUAUGAUGUAAAACCGGUUUAUCUGAAGUCUGGUCACCUGUGGUUGUAUGGUGUGAGAGAAGAGAGGAGGCUGAGGGAGGUUGUAUUGAGAGCAAAGCUUCCUCCAGUCUCCGGCACUAUCCCGAACCUACCGGAGAAUAAGUAUACUCCAGUAGGACCCGGAUAUGCGACCCUACUCAUCAACCCACCCUGAGCAAAUGAUACGCAUACGUAUACAUCAGCCUGCAGGCUGCUAACUCAUGUCUAGAGUGAGGUGUACAUCUAGGACCGGGUUUGGUCGGAUGCGGAGAAGAUGAAUGAGGAAGGUGUGUAUACCGACCUAAACCAACCUUCAGAUCUUCCGUUCUCUCAUCGUUUCUUCAAGUGGAUACCCCAUUUCUUAGAGUGCUUAACCCCCCGGCUAACUCAUCGCUGUGAUUUCUGUGAAAAUGUUGAAUUAAAAAUAAAUGAAAAAGGUGUGGCCCCAGUGAGGGGAACACUCUUAACUUAUUCAACACUCUUGAAGCCCCCCGAAAGGGUUGUGAAAAUACCCCCAAAACCCCCGUCUUCAAGUAGUGAAUUAUCCCCUCAAUGUUGGAGGAAUCUAUCUAGUCCUGUACGAUCCUGUCAGCAUAAAUCCAUGAACCAAGUGAGUGUAUGCAGGCCCCUAGCUUCUCUAUGGACCUGGAUAGUUUUCAGUUUAAGUAUAGUUAUGUUGAUCCAGGCUUCGGAGGGGGUCAUUAACACAGGGAACCCGGACGCCAAGCGGUUGUAUGAUGACCUCCUCUCUAAUUAUAACAAGCUGGUCAGACCGGUUCAGAAUACAACGGAUCCUCUCACAGUUAGAAUUAAGCUCAAACUAUCUCAACUCAUUGACGUGAAUUUGAAAAACCAAAUUAUGACAACAAACUUGUGGGUCGAACAGUUCUGGUACGACUACAAGCUGAAAUGGGAUCCUGAUGAGUAUGGUGGUGUACGACAGCUUCAUGUACCCAGUGAUCACAUCUGGAGACCUGAUAUUGUACUGUACAACAAUGCUGAUGGUAACUUCGAGGUGACCCUGGCUACUAAAGCAACCCUAUGGCAUCACGGCCUGGUUGAAUGGAAACCGCCGGCUAUUUAUAAAUCUUCUUGUGAGAUAGACGUAGAAUAUUUUCCCUUCGAUGAACAGACUUGUGUAAUGAAGUUUGGAUCCUGGACCUACGACGGGUUUCAGGUUGAUCUGCGCCACAUGUGUGAGAUCGAAGGAACUGACACGGUAGAGCUGGGGAUCGAUCUGUCUGAAUUCUAUAUGUCUGUCGAGUGGGACAUUUUGGAGGUCCCCGCAGUCAGAAAUGAGAAGUUUUAUACCUGCUGUGAUGAACCCUAUCUAGAUAUUACCUUCAAUAUAACUAUGAGAAGGAAGACAUUGUUCUACACUGUCAACCUAAUCAUACCUUGCAUGGGGAUAUCCUUCCUUACAGUCCUUACCUUCUACCUUCCUUCAGAUAGCGGGGAGAAGGUGACGUUAUCCAUCUCUAUCCUCACAAGUUUAUACGUUUUCUUCCUCCUGGUGGUAGAGAUUAUACCUCCCACCUCACUCGUCGUUCCUCUUCUAGGCAAAUAUCUUAUAUUCGCUAUGAUUCUGGUAUCUUUAAGUAUUUGUGUAACAGUAGUGGUGCUAAACGUUCAUUUCCGUUCCCCGCAGACCCAUCGAAUGGCCCCGUGGGUUAAACGGGUUUUUGUUCAUAUUCUUCCCCGGCUUCUCAUCAUGAAGAGACCGCAGUUUCAACCUGAUAAACAAACAUCCCUGAGGAAGGUGAUGUUGAACACGUGUAUAAGCACAGAUCCCAACUAUAUAAAAGACUAUCCUCGGUAUGCCGAGAGUAAGAUACCGUUUCAGAACGGUAACGGUGAUAUCUUCCACGGUUCAGGUGGAGCUGAACUCAAGGAGGCGCUUAGUGAACUCCUGCCUGAGGAGAUACCUGGACUACCCAGGCAUAGACCUGGAGAAUUCUCUCCAAGGCACUACCACGAGGGAGGAUCUCUAUAUAGCGGAUGUGAGCUGCAUGGUUGCACGGACCACCAUCUACCGGAUCAUGCAGAGAAGGAAAAGGAACUAUCUCCCCCUGCAUAUUCCCCACCAGAUUCCCCUGACUCCAGGUCCCCCCAACGACCUGCCACACCUCCGUAUGAUCAUAGUGGGUGUUCUGCUUUAAUGCAUAAAUCGUGUAUCUGUGUUAAUUUCAUAGCAGAGCACACGAGAGCUAAAGAGGAGGCUACUAAGGCAAAAGAAGAUUGGAAGUAUGUAGCUAUGGUGCUAGAUCGGCUUUUUCUUUGGAUAUUUACAAUGGCCGUCGUGGUGGGAACCGCCGGUAUUAUUUUACAAGCUCCAAGCCUUUAUGAUGAUCGAAAGCCGAUUGAUAAAGAGCUUUCAAUUAUCGGAAUAGUUCAAGGAAGUGGAGAGCAGGAAAGAAAUGAUGACAAGAAACGUAGAAUAACCUGCUAACACGUGCAAUAGUGAAAUAAUGCAGCGUUAAUUAUUCCUGCUGUGAUUAUAGCAAAGACGAUAAUCACACAAAGACAAUGCUGCUAAGCUAUACAGCCAAAUUAAACCAUUGAAAAGCACAAACCAUUAGUUUUCUCAAAUUGUGUCUGAUGAAUGAAACGGUGCGUAUUGAUUGAGGUGCCUGGUGUCCUAAGUCUCGUGUUUAAUUAAUUAAAAUCUUAGUUUUUAAUUGAACUUUUGAGACACCUUGCUUGGUCUAGAACAAUUUUUGUAUUUAUUAUUAUUGAAUUUUUACUAAAAAUCGAUUUAUUGUACUAUGUGUCCAGGUUUAUAUCGUUUGAAAGGGGCCCUAAAUAUUGGAAUAUAUACAAUCAACACCCCCCCCCCCCACGCCUGUGACACACAAUCCCCGUGAAACUUUUUUUUCAAGGUCUCCUUUCAGUUGUACAAUCUGUAGAAUUUUUUGAAUAUUUAGUUUAGGAGAAUUAGAACAAUGUCGUUGUCUUACACGUUUCAAGUUUGAUUCGUCUUAAAUGGAAUUUUGUAUCAAGUUGUCAAAAUAUUAUUUGGAAAAACUUAGAAAAACUGCAAUCUUUGAAUGAAAAAGAUAUUCUUCUGACAGUAUAAAUCCUGGCAUAUUUAUUCUUUUUCUAGUAUUUUUCGAAAAAAGGUCAAUAAGUAUUUUCAGCUAAUUUCACAAACUAUACUUUUACAUUUAUUGCAUUGAUUUUUUAUUCCAUAUAUCCAUCUCCCCUCAAAAUACAAGAUUUGUAUGUAAUUGUAAACCAAAGAUAUUAGGUUGGGAAAUUUAGAUUUUUAUGAAUAUAAGUAAAAAAAAAAUAUUUUUACAGGAAUAUUUUACACUUUCACACAAGAGAUUGUAUUUUUAUAAUAAUACACGGUAAACUGUAACAUUAUCUGAGAGUGUAAACUGUAACAUUAUCAUGACAGUGUAAACUGUAACAUUAUCAUGACAGUGUAAACUGUAAUAUUAUCAUGACAGUGUAAAAUGUAACAUUAUCAUGACAGUGUAAACUGUAACAUUAUCAUGACAGUGUAAACUGUAAUAAUAUCAUGACAGCGUAAACUGUAACAUUAUCAUGACAGUGUAAACUGUAAUAUUAUCAUGACAGUGUAAAAUGUAACAUUAUCAUGAUAGUGUAAGCUGUAACAUUAUCAUGACAGUGUAAACUGUAAUAAUAUCAUGACAGCGCAAACUGUAACAUUAUCAUGACAGUGUAAACUGUAACAUUAUCAUGACAGUGUAAACCGUAAUAAUAUCAUAACAGUAUAAACUGUAACAUUGUUAUCAUCAGUUUAGUAUUUGUUGCAUGAAUUUUAUGAAUUAGUUUCAAAUUUAUUUGAUAUAAAUAACCAGACAAAAGAUUCCACGUUUUAUGUCCGAAAUUCUGAGGGAAGAUCAGUAUAGCCCACCCUUUCAGUUCUAUAAUUGUUUUUUUAUCUUCAUAAUGAUGAAACUAUGAAUACCUUUUGUCUCCUAUAUUUAUCUUUCAAUCCGGCCGGGAACUUUGUCAAUUCUUAAAAUUUCGUAAAUUCUGUCAUAAACUUUACAAUUGUAUUAUGGAUCACAAAAAGAAAAAGAAAAAACUUCAAGAAACAUUUUCAAACUUAAAUAAGUAAAAAGCUAGAUAUAUUUUUUUCUUCAUAUAUUUGAGUGGUCACAGGCUUGGUUAGGGUUUCUGGGACUUUUGCAUAUGAACUUUUUCUGAAGCAAGUUAUUAUGUAUUUUUUCCGGAUGCCCAUCACAAAUUCAAAAUAAUUUCUUCUUUCCCUUCUUCAAAGAAAAAUGCACCGAUAGAAACUCUAACUUUUUGUUCUAAAUAUUUAACUUACCUAAAGUUUUUCGAAAUAACGAAAACUUAGUUCGGAAUUGUGAACAAGGUGUUAGGUAUAUAUAUCUCAAAUAUUCUGUUAAUAAUUUCAAACAAAAUGUUUUUAAAUUAUAGGUUUAAAACCAAAUACGCAGCAUGAAAUAGUUUUUUGAUAGUUUUGCCAAUAUUUUCCUUUUACUAAAAACUUGGAAAGAAAGUGAAAAGUUGGUAAAUUUCUUGAGAUGUUAUUUAAACAAGUUUUGUUUUGAAAAGUAAGCUUUUAUGUGAAUACUUUGUUUAAAGUUUGAACAAUUUAUAUAUUUACAAACAUCAUUUGUUCCACAUACUUAGGGUUACCCAAGGGUGAACACAAUCUUAAACCUCAACCAUUUUUUAUCAUAAAAAAGAGAAGCAUCUAGUUUUAAGAAAAAGAAAGAAAAAAAAUGUUUAACAUUUUUUCGUUUUAAAACAAAUAGCAAAAAAUACAAAAGAAGGUUGCUGCAAAAUAAAAAAAAAUCUUAUGAUUACAAAACUGGUUUCGAUUGUUUAUCAAAAGGGAAUUCGAGAAGUCGUAAACUUGAGUAAACUUGAGUAAACUGUUUGUGUGGAAAACUUAAAAUAAGAAUUGAUGUCCUUAAAGCUGCCAGUUUUCAUAAGCUUCACUUAAGUUUAUCUUUUACAAAAUUCAAGUUUCUGUCUCUGAAAACAUUCUGAUCAUAACUUUGAUUGAAAAUAUUCUAAAUUCUCUAAAUUAAAUACGAAAAUUGUUUCUUAAUGCUCAAUAUCUUUGAUUUCCAAAUUGUCUUUAUAAAUAUUUAACUUAUUUUUCAUUUACAACUUUUUACCGUUUUCACCAUAAUUCAUCGGUCUCUCGUUUGUCAUUUUGAGUUAAAUCAAUUUUUGCAUAUUUUCUUAUUUUGGUAAUUUUUCUCAUUUUAUCGCUUUAGUUCACUGACCGAUAUGAGUGUGUAAAAAGUGAUUAGUAUUCCUGUAUAAAAUGUUUGCAAGUAUUAAGUAUUAUAUUAGAUUUAUAAAAAUUAUAUUGAUAAAUGUAUUUGCAGACCUAGCUAAGAACAUUUGAGCUGAUUUGCUUGAUUUUAAUUUGCUCAUUACAAUCUUUAAAUGCAAAAAUACAUAUUUUGCACGUAGACCAUUAUUAUGAAUAAAAUUUGAUGUGGACUAAAAAUGAUGAAAGGGGGAGAGGGGGUUUAGUUGUUCUAAUUUGUGAGCUACCAUUUUGAAACUUCUGACUUAAAAAAAUUACAUUCUUGCAAAAAAAAUAUAUUGUAAGUAGAAACAGAAAGAUUUGUCACAUAUGAAUAUAUAUUCCAAAAAAAAA